AUGUUUAUUUCGAAAACAAUUUCAAAUCCGUCAAAAAAACUAAAUAUCAAUAUACCUUCUCAUUCCAAACAAACAACCUGUAAACUAUUCGUGGGUAAUCUGGCUACCCACACAACAAGUACACAUUUACAGUCGAUCUUUCAUACCUAUGGACAAAUCAUCGAAUGUGUGAAAGUACGCGAAAGAUACGGUUUCGUUCGCUUUUCUACUAACGAAGAAGCCCAACAAGCAUUGAAUGCUUGUAAUGGAAUACAAUUAAAUGGCUAUCCCAUGAUUGUCGAAUAUGCUCAAAAUGAAAUUCUUAUCAGCCCGAAAUCGCCACGGAAUUCUUGUCGAUAUCAGUCAAAGAAGCUACCACCACCAGUUCCUGUGAAUCAAAACGAUGACAUGCCUUACUUAACAGUUGAGACGCACAAAUACACAUCUUCAACUUUAAAUCCUGAUGCGUCAUCAUUCACGUUGGCUUGUUCGACCAGCGAUUAUUGUUCACAAUCGGAUCGACCAUCAAGUCGUUCAUCUUCCGAACGAUCGAACUGUCUCUCACCGUCGAUUCUUUCUGCCACAUUGCCCGUCUCAUGUUCAGACGACGAUGAAGACGAUGAACAAAAUUAUCGCAAAACUCUCCAUGAUAAACGACAAUCUUUGAACGUCUUUAUCGGUGAUCGUAUAUUGAGAUUAUAUGGCCCAAAUAUGGAUGUAAAUAAUAAUCAAACAUCCAUACCGUUUGACAAUCGGGAUAUCGAUCCACGUGACCCAAUCUUUAUCUGGAAUUUCGCCUUUUAUCCCGAUGUGUCUAUAAGUCCAUUCGUUAAACGUUCGGAUAUCAAAACUUUACUCGAACGCCGUGUUUCACUCUACUCUCAAUAA
Molecule: messenger RNA, 867 nt
Organism: Adineta ricciae
Lineage: Eukaryota; Metazoa; Rotifera; Eurotatoria; Adinetida; Adinetidae
Source: the annotation of a GenBank genome assembly